Vicugna pacos (alpaca) is the source of this 467-nucleotide messenger RNA. NCBI's taxonomy places the organism in Eukaryota, Metazoa, Chordata, Mammalia, Artiodactyla, Camelidae. The record is from RefSeq and is a predicted model, not a curated record.
UGUUGGGGUGCUGCGGCCUGGGGGCGCCCUGGGGGGCUGGCCGGGAGAGCGAGCUGUGGACCUGCCCAUCCCGGCCUCUGACCCCAACGCUCGCUCUCUUGCAGACCGUGCGCGUCCAGGGCAAUGACAUCUCGCACCGGCUGCGGCUGUCCGCCGUGCGGCGGCAGGACGAGGGCGUGUACGAGUGCCGCGUGUCGGACUACAGCGACGACGACACGCAGGAACACAAGGCCCAGGCGCUGCUGCGCGUGCUCUCGCGCUUUGCGCCGCCCAACAUGCAGGCCGCCGAGGCCGUGUCCCACAUUCAGAGCAGCGGGCCGCGUCGCCACGGCCCAGCCAGCGCCGCCAACGCCAACAACGCGGGCGCCACCGGCGCCGCGGGCCGCGCCACCUCCGAGCCCAGCCGCGGAGACAAGAGCCCGCCUCCCGGGAGCCCUCCCGCCGCCCCGGGUCCCAGCGUCCCCGAG